AUGAUUGGUUAUCUUCUUCAGUUGGCCUUACUCCUGCCCGUACUUACUUUGUCCACUCCCUUCAAUCCCUCUGCCGCGCCAGCAUUUGAAGGGCGUGCAACCAAGGCCAAUCCUCUGAGGCCGAAGACUCGGUACAGUCCGGGUACUAUGACAUUCCACCGUGACUCCGGAAACACUCGAACCGACGACUAUCUUGGACCACUGGGUCAAAACAUCCAAGUCGCAUCCACCAAGAUUAUCAAACCCUCGCCCCUUUUCUGGGAUGACGAAGGGCGACUGACUGCUGGAGGAGUAUGUAAUGAGACCACAGACUGCAUAGUUGCUCUGGAUCCAGACACAUUUGAGAUCAAGGCAACAUGGAUGGGCACAACAGCAAACGGCUCGCAGAUUUUUUUCCCCUACCUGGCCUACUCAAGUUUCUACCAAGGUCGCCUCGUAACUCCAGCCAUUGGUCCUCGUGUUUUGGAGAUCCAGCGCACAGAUUCCGGGAACCACACGGAAUUCCAGGUAGUCCGUGAGACUGAUUUGUCCAGUAUCGUUGGCAACAACAGUCAGGUUUUCAACUCCGCGUUCGACGCCGAAGGAAAUCUAUGGUUCACUACAGGAGGAUUCCCAGGGUUUGAGCUCGGCGAGAUUGUCACGAGUGUCAUCAUCGGGUAUCUCACUCCUGCUGGAGUUGCUCAUUAUAUCGAUCUUCCGAACACUUCCGUGGAAAAUGCCUUUGCCUUGAGCGGCUCUAUCGUAUACGUCCUUACUGGGCCCGCAGGCAGUAACGACCAUGCGAAUGCGACAGGGCAUUUAUACGCUCUCCAGGCAACUUCCGAAGGCGACGGGGUCAAAAUUAUCUACAAAGAAGAAUACGAUGCCGGCGACAGCGUCAAACCAGGUGGUGUUGCUCGCGGAUCAGGAUCCUCGCCAGGCCUCCUGGGAGACGAAUACGUUGCAUUCACUGACAAUGCCAAUGGACGCAUCAACACGCUCUUCUUCAAACAGGUAAAAGAAACCUCCAGUGGGAGCAAUCUUGUGUGCAAGGCCCCCAUGUUCGCUGUCAACGCCAGUUCGACCGACAAUGCGAUUGGUGGCUACUUUAAUGGCGAAACAUACAGCGUCUUCGUCACGAACAUGUAUGGAGCCCCAACAGUCAUCUCGCCCUACAAUUCUUCAGCAUCGGUUGACUCCCCAUCGCAAAACGUCUCCAUGCCCGCUUCAGGUCUCGCCCGAGUGGAUUUUGAUCCUGUGACUGGGUUGUGCAAAACUACAUGGGAAGUCGAUCUACGCGCAACUGGUAUUCCAACUCUCUCUACUGCUUCUGGACUUGUGUACCAGUAUAGUCAGGAUCCUGAACAAGCUCUCAACGGUUCUUACGCGUGGUACUUUACAGCUAUUGAUUAUCGUACCGGCGAGAUAGUCUGGCGCGUAUGUAUCGCCCUAGGACCGGAUGGUGCUGUGUACUCUUGGGUGUCAGGUGGUGUUGUAAAGAUCUACGACGGAGACUUUUAA
This is a messenger RNA of Boeremia exigua, 1500 nucleotides long. RefSeq lists its product as uncharacterized. The record is from RefSeq and is a predicted model, not a curated record. Bases 1 to 1500 code for a protein of 499 amino acids. The transcript has 3 exons. NCBI's taxonomy places the organism in Eukaryota, Fungi, Ascomycota, Dothideomycetes, Pleosporales, Didymellaceae.